Messenger RNA from Striga asiatica, 714 nucleotides. Lineage: Eukaryota; Viridiplantae; Streptophyta; Magnoliopsida; Lamiales; Orobanchaceae. The record is from the annotation of a GenBank genome assembly.
AUGGGUGAGGAAGGGAUGAAUUGGUAUUGGGCCCAACCAAAUUCUGGCCUAAAGUCCGAACUUGGCCCAAAGGUGUAUGGUCUGAAACCAUUUGAGCUAGCAGCUGAGGCGGUGGAGAGCAUCUCUCUUCGGCGCCGACGGGAAGAUUGUCGUAGUGAGGACUGCCGGCGGGAGAGAUUGUCGCAAGGAGGACUGCCGGCGGGGAGUUUGACAAAUGAUUUGGCCGUCGUCGGCGCCAGCGGGGAGAUUGUCGCAGUGAGGAGUGUCGGCGGGGAGUUUGACAAACGAUUUGGCCGUCGUUGGUGCCGACGGGGAAAUUGUCGCAGUGAGGAGUGCCAGCGUGUGUCUCCCGAUGGAUGCGGCGACGUUGGGAAAACCCGACCCGCAGAAGACACCAAAGAGUUGGAGACAAGCGAAUGGACUGUACCACCGCUCAUUAGAGACAGCUUUUCUAUGAUAGGAUCAGCAGUCGGUGGUACGGCUGGUGCCUUCUACGGCUUCAAUCACGCAAUGCCGGUUGUUAGGAGGUGGAUUAUAGGACCAAUGUGGUUGCAUUUCCUCGUUGGUGCCCCAUCAGUGAUUAUUUUUUCAUCAGGGUGUGCUGGAUUAACUGGUGGCUCGAUUCCAGCCCUGGCUCAACUUGCCUUGUUAUCUUAUCAUGCUGUUAUGACAUCAUCAAAGUCGUCAUCACCAUCUGUACCUUCAUCCUCAUAG